AUGGCUAACCGCUGGAACGUGGUAGGGAAGAGCGUGCCCGAGAUCACAUCGUCGACAUCAACCACGGACAGCAGCGUCACCGCGACUCUCAGCUUCGAGGUGACAGCUGAGUACCCCGAUCUGGAAGCCAUGGGCAUCGGCGAGUACGCUAGAUCGGGCGUCUUCACGUUUGGUGGCUACGAUUGGGGCAUCGAGUUCUACCCGCACGGAUGGGGCGACGGCAAGGCCACGGCCUACCUAUGCUUUCUCAGCCUAGCCGGGCAUGCGCACAGCAAGUACACGCUGAGCGUGCUAGGGGACGAGGGAGAGGAACCGUUAGCCAGCUUCGACGGAGUCUUCUCUCCGAUGGGAUCCUGCUGCCCGGGCAAAGAGCUGAAGCCGCUGACGGAGCUUGUGGACGGCGGCUUCACGUUACAGUACGUCCUCACCAUCUUCAAGAACGUGUCCCCGCCGAUGGAGCUGCCAGGCGACCUCGAGCGCAUGCUCAGGAAGCAAAGAGGCACGGACAUCACGUUCCGAGUGUGCGGCCGAGAGUUCUCCGCGCACAGCUUUCUCCUGGCCGAGCGGUCACCCGUCUUCAAAGCUCAGCUCUUCGGCCCGAUGGCGGAGAAGGACAUGGCGCGCAUCGAGGUUGUCGACAUGGAGCCGGCCAUCUUCCAGAUGCUCCUUCACUACAUUUAUACGGACAUACUGCCGUCAUGCAACGACCAAGGCGGCCGCACCACUGCGGGGAUGCAGCAAUUGCUUGUCGCGGCGGACAGGUACGGGCUGGACAGGCUGAAGCUCAUGUGCGAGGAGGAGCUGUGCGGGAGGAUCGACGAAGAGACCAUCAUGUCCACGUACGCGUUGGCAAAUCGGCACCACUGUAAUCGGCUCAAGCAUGCGUGCCUCCUGUUUCUUAUGCAGUCGCCGGAUGUCCUAGGCACCGUCCUUAAGAAUAGCGGGUUCAACGAGCUCUGCAUGACAAAUUACCUACCAUCGCCUCUGAAGGGGGAUCAUGUACCGGGGACAAAUAAGAGGCGUAGCCAUCCAGAGGAAGAAACUGAUCCAGGCAAGAAAUUAAAGAGGACCCGCUAUUUCUUUUGGUGGUAA
Messenger RNA from Triticum dicoccoides, 1092 nucleotides. Its product is annotated as BTB/POZ and MATH domain-containing protein 2-like. Gene Ontology annotation, biological process: protein ubiquitination. NCBI's taxonomy places the organism in Eukaryota, Viridiplantae, Streptophyta, Magnoliopsida, Poales, Poaceae. The coding region runs from base 1 to 1092 and encodes 363 amino acids. The transcript has a single exon. Gene Ontology annotation, molecular function: protein binding. The record is from RefSeq and is a predicted model, not a curated record.